This is a messenger RNA of Metarhizium album ARSEF 1941, 618 nucleotides long. Its product is annotated as HET-C2-like protein. Gene Ontology annotation, cellular component: membrane; cytoplasm; cytosol. Lineage: Eukaryota; Fungi; Ascomycota; Sordariomycetes; Hypocreales; Clavicipitaceae. The transcript has 4 exons. Gene Ontology annotation, molecular function: ceramide 1-phosphate binding; ceramide 1-phosphate transfer activity. Bases 1 to 618 code for a protein of 205 amino acids. Gene Ontology annotation, biological process: intermembrane lipid transfer; ceramide transport. The record is from RefSeq and is a predicted model, not a curated record.
AUGUCUGCUCCCGUUAUCCCCCCCGGUGGUACCAUCGUGCAAACCUUUAGGCGGUCCUUUGUCGAUGUUCCCAUCGACGCUGACAAGGGCAAUGCAAUUGCUACCACCGAGUUUCUCGACGCUGCCGAGUCGUUGACCACCAUGUUUGAUCUCAUGGGCUCCGUUGCCUUUUCCCCCGUCAAGUCCGACAUGCUCGGCAACGUCAAGAAACUGCGUGAUCGGCAGCUUGCUGCCCCCGCCGAGUCCGAAAACAUCCAGGAUCUCUGCCGAAACGAACUCAAGACCAAAAAACACACAGCCACUGAAGGUUUGCUGUGGCUCGUCCGUGGCCUAGAAUUCACCUGCAUUGCACUCAGCUCCAACCUCGCCAAGCCCUCCGAAGAACUCGCCGACUCAUUCCGCGGCGCUUACGGCCAGACCCUGAAGCCUCACCACAGCUUCCUCGUCAAGCCUGUAUUCAGCGCCGCCAUGAGUGCCUGCCCCUACCGCAAGGAUUUUUACGCCAAGCUUGGCAGUGACGGCAAGGUCCAAGAUGACUUGCGUGUUUACUUGGCUGCGUUGGACAAGAUUGUUGGCAUUUUAAAGGGUUUCUUAGACAGCAAGGAGGCCAAGUGGUAG